UGUUUAUUAUAUAAAUCAACAUACUUUUUCUAAAAGUGAAUUUUUAGCCAACGUCCUACAGAAAAUAUUUGCUUUUUCUGUGGCAUAUAACGUGUUAAAAAUCAUAAAGCCAUUACUUAGUGCUACAUACAUUUAAGUGAUAGCGCGAAAGUUCCUAUAAUUCUGUUCUUCAUUAAAAUUGUCAGAAAUCGAAGUCAGGAGCAGAAAUCGAAGUCUUCUAUAAAGUCAUGUCAAGCGCGUAUAAUGAUCGGUAUUACACGGACGAUGUCGAUGAGUUAAUAUUUGACGUAGAUCCGGGUGAAGUACUUGCUAUAGAGAAUGGGUACGAUGAGCGUCCAACUGGUUAUUCAAUAAUGGGCACACAAUUCCUUAUGGUUGGAACCACAAGGGUUAGUAUAGACGUUCAAAUGAUUUUUGAAGACAAUACCACGAGACUAAACCAAUUAUCUGAGAUGAACCUUGAAAUUUGCUACAUACUCGACCCUAAUAGCAAUGCACAUGGAACUCAUGAUGCUGAUAUUUUAUAUGAUAGUAGUGGUAAUGAACGCAGUGCUGCAGAACAGGAAAGGCUCCGACAAGAAAUUGAUGACCAGUUGGAUGACAAUAGCAGAAGAUUCAAUAAUGCUUACUUCAAAACGUUCGUAAUCAUCCCAACGGUUGAUGAAAAAUUGAAGAAACGUACUUGUUAUACUUUUAUUACUGAACACAUUGCUAUCGAUGUUAAGGUUAAACAAGACGAUUGCAAUGUACUUCCUUCAGUAAAGUUAAUUGUUUACGAUCUGAUAGUUCAUAGCGAUCCAACCACCGUUUAUCGAGCAGCUGGUUCAAUAAGUGGAGGAAUGCAAACUGCAAUGCUAUCAACAAAUGUUAUCACUCCACCACUUUGGAAUGAAGUUCGUCAAGAUUUGCCCGAAACUGGCGGAACGGCUUUUGUAGAUGAAAUCACACGAAUGACUUUCGAAGACUAUCUUGAUGAGUUCUUCACUGAUCCUAACGAAUCAGUGCAAAGUGAUGACAACAACGUUGAGUUAUUAUAUUACAGACUCACUGAACCCAAUGACGCUGCUGUUCCGUCUGUUAAUGAACUAUUUGGUGUUAGUUCUAGAGAUGAUUUCAAUAUGUCUUAUAUGUCUGAGAGCGCUGCAUCCUUCAGUGCAAGAAAUUACAAUAACGCUAUUGCAGCCGAUGCGUUCAUGGGUAGUGUUCGUGGUUCUGAUUUAAUAUUAAGGGAGUCUGAUAACAGCUCUCUUAUAUUGGAAGAUAUACAAGCUAUGUUCCAUCUUCCGCGUGAUCGUAUAUUAGAACAAGAUAAUGGUUUUUAUGAUAAUUCUGAUGGGAAUGUAGCCUUUAUUGAUGAAUACUCUGAUGAAUCAACUGAUGUAAGCAUUGAGAAUGGAAUUUCUAUGGUCAACUCUUUAUUAUUCAAAGAUUCUUCUGCUCCCGUAAUUCACGAAUCAAUUAAUGAUAAUGGUGGCUAUAAUAACUCUGAAGAUACUUAUGCUCCCGUAAUUCAAAAAUCAAUUAAUGAUAUUGGUGGCUAUAAUAACUCUGAUGAUACUUCUGCUCCCAUAAUUCAAGAAUCAAUUAAUGAUAAUGGUGGCUAUAAUAACUCUGAAGGUACUUAUACUCCCGUAAUUCAAGAAUCAAUUAAUGAUAAUGGUGGCUAUAAUAACUCUGAAGAUACUUCUGCUCCCGUAACUCAAGAAUCAAUUUAUGAUAUUGGUGGCCAUAAUAACUCUGAAGAUACUUCUGCUCCCGUAACUCAAGAAUCAAUUAAUGAUAUUGGUGGCUAUAAUAACUCUGAAGAUACUUCAGCUCCCGUAAUUCAAAAAUCAAUUAAUGAUAAUGGUGGCUAUAAUAACUCUGAAGAUACUUAUACUCCCGUAAUUCAAAAAUCAAUUAAUGAUAUUGGUGGCCAUAAUAACUCUGAAGAUACUUCUGCUCCCGUAAUUCAAAAAUCAAUUAAUGAUAUUGGUGGCCAUAAUAACUCUGAUGAUACUUCUGCUCCCGUAAUUCAAAAAUCAAUUAAUGAUAUUGGUGGCCAUAAUAACUCUGAAGAUACUUCUGCUCCCGUAACUCAAAAAUCAAUUAAUGAUAUUGGUGGCCAUAAUAACUCUGAAGAUACUUAUACUCCCGUAAUUCAAAAAUCAAUUAAUGAUAUUGGUGGCCAUAAUAACUCUGAUGAUACUUCUGCUCCCGUAAUUCAAAAAUCAAUUAAUGAUAUUGGUGGCCAUAAUAACUCUGAAGAUACUUAUACUCCCGUAAUUCAAAAAUCAAUUAAUGAUAUUGGUGGCCAUAAUAACUCUGAAGAUACUUCUGCUCCCGUAAUUCAAAAAUCAAUUAAUGAUAAUGGUGGCUAUAAUAACUCUGAAGAUACUUAUGCUCCCGUAAUUCAAAAAUCAAUUAAUGAUAUUGGUGGCCAUAAUAACUCUGAAGAUACUUCUGCUCCCGUAAUUCAAAAAUCAAUUAAUGAUAUUGGUGGCCAUAAUAACUCUGAAGAUACUUCUGCUCCCGUAAUUCAAAAAUCAAUUAAUGAUAAUGGUGGCUAUAAUAACUCUGAAGAUACUUCUGCUCCCGUAACUCAAGAAUCAAUUAAUGAUAUUGGUGGCUAUAAUAACUCUGAAGAUACUUCAGCUCCCGUAAUUCAAGAAUCAAUUAAUGAUAUUGGUGGCUAUAAUAACUCUGAAGAUAUUUCUGCUCCCGUAACUCAAGAAUCAAUUAAUGAUAUUGGUGGCCAUAAUAACUCUGAAGAUACUUCUGAUCCCGUAACUCAAGAAUCAAUUAAUGAUAUUGGUGGCCAUAAUAAAUCUGAAGAUACUUCUGCUCCCGUAACUCAAGAAUCAAUUAAUGAUAUUGGUGGCCAUAAUAACUCUGAAGAUACUUCUGCUCCCGUAACUCAAGAAUCAAUUAAUGAUAUUGGUGGCCAUAAUAACUCUGAAGAUACUUCUGCUCCCGUAACUCAAGAAUCAAUUAGUGAUAUUGGUGGCUAUAAUUACUCUGAAGAUAUUUCUUCUCCCGUAACUCAAGAAUCAAUUAAUGAUAUUGGUAGCUAUAAUAACUCUGAAGAUACUUCUGCUCCCGUAACUCAAGAAUCAAUUAAUGAUAAUGGUGGCUAUAAUAACUCUGAAGAUACUUCUGCUCCCGUAACUCAAGAAUCAAUUAAUGAUAUUGGUGGCUAUAAUAACUCUGAAGAUACUUCAGCUCCCGUAAUUCAAAAAUCAAUUAAUGAUAAUGGUGGCUAUAAUAACUCUGAAGAUACUUCUGCUCCCGUAACUCAAAAAUCAAUUAAUGAUAUUGGUGGCCAUAAUAACUCUGAAGAUACUUAUACUCCCGUAAUUCAAAAAUCAAUUAAUGAUAUUGGUGGCCAUAAUAACUCUGAUGAUACUUCUGCUCCCGUAAUUCAAAAAUCAAUUAAUGAUAUUGGUGGCCAUAAUAACUCUGAUGAUACUUAUACUCCCGUAAUUCAAAAAUCAAUUAAUGAUAUUGGUGGCCAUAAUAACUCUGAAGAUACUUAUACUCCCGUAAUUCAAAAAUCAAUUAAUGAUAAUGGUGGCUAUAAUAACUCUGAAGAUACUUCAGCUCCCGUAACUCAAGAAUCAAUUAAUGAUAUUGGUGGCCAUAAUAACUCUGAAGAUACUUCUGCUCCCGUAACUCAAAAAUCAAUUAAUGAUAUUGGUGGCCAUAAUAACUCUGAAGAUACUUAUACUCCCGUAAUUCAAAAAUCAAUUAAUGAUAAUGGUGGCUAUAAUAACUCUGAAGAUACUUCAGCUCCCGUAACUCAAGAAUCAAUUAAUGAUAUUGGUGGCUAUAAUAACUCUGAAGAUACUUCAGCUCCCGUAAUUCAAGAAUCAAUUAAUGAUAUUGGUGGCUAUAAUAACUCUGAAGAUAUUUCUGCUCCCGUAACUCAAGAAUCAAUUAAUGAUAUUGGUGGCCAUAAUAACUCUGAAGAUACUUCUGAUCCCGUAACUCAAGAAUCAAUUAAUGAUAUUGGUGGCCAUAAUAAAUCUGAAGAUACUUCUGCUCCCGUAACUCAAGAAUCAAUUAAUGAUAUUGGUGGCUAUAAUAACUCUGAAGAUACUUCUGCUCCAGUAAUUCAAGAAUCAAUUAAUGAUAUUGGUGGCUAUAAUAACUCUGAAGAUAUUUCUGCUCCCGUAACUCAAGAAUCAAUUAAUGAUAUUGAUGGCCAUAAUAGCUCUGAAGAUACUUCUGCUCCCGUAACUCAAGAAUCAAUUAAUGAUAUUGAUGGCCAUAAUAGCUCUGAAGAUACUUCUGCUCCCGUAAUUCAAGAAUCAAUUAAUGAUAUUGGUGGCCAUAAUAACUCUGAAGAUACUUCUGGUCCCGCAAUUCAAGAAUCAAUAAAUGAUAUUGGUGGCCAUAAUAACUCUGAAGAUACUUCUGGUCCCGCAAUUCAAGAAUCAAUAAAUGAUAUUGGUGGCCAUAAUAACUCUGGAGAUGCUCCAGCUCCCGUAAUUCAAGAAUCAAUUAAUGUUAAUGGUGGCCAUAAUAACUCUGGAGAUCAGAAUGAAACUCCUCCUUUGAGACGUGAUCUAAAUAAAUUAACUGAAGUGAGCGGUGCAAAGUACAGUAAUUUUGAGAAUUCUCUGUUCUUCAAUGAACGAGACAUUGAUAACAUUUUGGAAGAAAAUAAUAUUUCUGAAACAAUAACUGAAGUAGCUCAAACUGAUGAUGGUUCAAUUGAUAGUAUUCCGACACCCGGUGACUCAAUUGAUAUGCAUAAUAACGUAUGCAUUUCAUGGCAUAACCAAAACACUUCAACUGGUGACCUUAAUGAGGACAUUAAGGUUUCUGCUGGGAAGCCCAAAUGCACUUGA
This is a messenger RNA of Teleopsis dalmanni, 4832 nucleotides long. RefSeq names its product dentin sialophosphoprotein-like. The coding region runs from base 228 to 4832 and encodes 1534 amino acids. The record is from RefSeq and is a predicted model, not a curated record. NCBI's taxonomy places the organism in Eukaryota, Metazoa, Arthropoda, Insecta, Diptera, Diopsidae. The transcript has 56 exons.